ACUGUACCCUUAAUGGUUAGCCUGAUGACAACGCCAGAGAGCCCUGAGAGCCGGAAGUCAUCAUUGUGGAGGGCCCACCACUGCCGCCCCGCCCGGGCACACCUUGUGAGGAGGCCGUGGAAGAUCCUGACAAGGAAAACGUCCCACUCCCAGCAUCUGCCCUUCCUCCACCGCCGCCCCAUUGGCUGGAGCGAAGGGAGCCGCUCAGGGACGUCACACCAGCUCCUGCCCCUGCUAGCCCCGUGCUCCCGCCAUCCCCUCUGCCCAGCUGCAACAGUGACUGCACAUGCACUGACUCCAGCGAUGACGACAGCAGCAGUGGCUCCAGUCUGGAGGAGGGGGAACUGCCAGCCUCCCCCGUACUGGUAG
Messenger RNA from Thrips palmi, 369 nucleotides. RefSeq lists its product as uncharacterized. The coding region runs from base 13 to 369 and encodes 118 amino acids. NCBI's taxonomy places the organism in Eukaryota, Metazoa, Arthropoda, Insecta, Thysanoptera, Thripidae. The transcript has 3 exons. The record is from RefSeq and is a predicted model, not a curated record.